Phodopus roborovskii (desert hamster) is the source of this 3288-nucleotide messenger RNA. It is a transcript of the gene Skap2, whose product is annotated as src kinase associated phosphoprotein 2. The record is from RefSeq and is a predicted model, not a curated record. The transcript is spliced from 13 exons. Gene Ontology annotation, molecular function: protein binding. NCBI's taxonomy places the organism in Eukaryota, Metazoa, Chordata, Mammalia, Rodentia, Cricetidae. The coding region runs from base 160 to 1236 and encodes 358 amino acids. Gene Ontology annotation, cellular component: plasma membrane; cytoplasm.
UUCUCCCGGGCGGGGCGGGGCAGGGCCCGGCGUCCAGCGACCGCUGGCUGAAGAGCCAGUGACUUCCUUGUUGUGCGUCUCGGCCUGGCCGUGUCCCGGCUCGUAGCCCCUCGGUGCUCACCCGGACGGCUUGCCCGAGUCUAGGUCCCAGCCACAACCAUGCCUAACCCCAGCAGCACGUCCUGUCCCGGCCCCCUCCCUGAGGAAAUCAGGAACCUGUUGGCAGAUGUUGAAACAUUUGUAGCAGACACACUGAAAGGGGAAAAUUUAUCCAAGAAAGCAAAGGAAAAGAGAGAAUCUCUCAUUAAGAAGAUAAAAGAUGUAAAAUCUAUCUACUUUCAGGAAUUUCAAGACAAAGGUGAUGCUGAUGACGGGGAUGAAUAUGAUGAUCCUUUUGCUGGGCCUCCAGACACUGUUUCCUUAGCCUCAGAACGUUAUGAUAAAGAUGAUGAUGGCCCCUCUGAUGGAAACCAGUUUCCUCCCAUUGCAGCCCAGGACCUUCCUUUUGUCCUAAAAGCUGGCUACCUGGAAAAACGCAGAAAAGAUCACAGCUUCCUGGGGUUUGAAUGGCAGAAACGGUGGUGUGCUCUCAGCAAAACAGUGUUUUAUUAUUACGGGAGUGAUAAAGACAAACAACAGAAAGGCGAAUUUGCAAUAGAGGGCUAUGAUGUCAGAAUGAAUAACACCCUCAGAAAGGAUGGAAAGAAAGAUUGCUGUUUUGAAAUCUGUGCUCCUGAUAAACGUAUCUAUCAGUUUACAGCAGCUUCUCCCAAAGAUGCUGAGGAAUGGGUGCAGCAGCUGAAAUUUAUAUUACAAGACAUGGGAUCUGAUGUGAUUCCAGAGGAUGAUGAUGAAAGAGGAGAAUUAUAUGAUGACGUCGAUCAUCCUCUUCCCGUCAGCAGCCCAUCAAGGAACCAGCCAAUCGAUGAUGAAAUUUAUGAGGAGCUUCCAGAGGAGGAAGAGGACACUGCUUCGGUGAAGAUGGACGAGCAAGGGAAGGGGAGUCAGGACAGUGUACACCACACCUCCGGAGAUAGAAGCACUGAUUAUGCUAAUUUUUACCAGGGUCUGUGGGACUGUACUGGAGCCCUUUCUGACGAGUUGUCCUUUAAGCGUGGUGAUGUGAUUUACAUCCUUAGCAAGGAAUACAAUAGAUAUGGCUGGUGGGUAGGAGAAAUGAAGGGAGCCAUUGGCUUGGUGCCUAAAGCCUACGUAAUGGAGAUGUAUGAUAUUUGAGAGUCUGGGGAAGUCUGCUGUCUGUCUGCAAGUGCUCUGGAUUUGGAAACCCCUGAGUGCCUGAGUGAUGGCUCAGAGCUGCCUUUGUUUGGUUGAAUAUUCCUGUCUCAGCUGCUGUUCUGUAUAGUCACUCAUUAAAAUACCCCGGAUGUCGGAUUAAGCCAGCAGUUAUUCAUUACAUUAGACUCAAGCAGUAGAGAUAAGACCUGUUGCUGUUUUGCAAAUGAUUUGCCCAUUAGGUUUGUGUGAGAAAAUACAUUGUGAUUGUAUGUCACUCUUAAUCACCGAUGCUGCCCAUGAGGGUUUCUAUUUCUUAGUCAUUGGGCAUCAUUUGUUUUGAGAAUGUUGCAUAUAAUUUCAUAGACUUUGUAAGCUUUGAGUCAAUACUAAAGACUUCUUUAAAGCUGUGUAGGUGACUUAACUUCGUUUUUAUUCCCCCCCAUAGGAUAUAAUAGCAUGUGUUCAUUUUUUAUAAAAAGUUGUGCAAAUUGACAUGUUUACCUGCUGUUAAGUAAGAAGGGGAGAGGUUGGUGAUAGCAUUACAGGGAAAGGGAAUAGAGCAGUGUCAGUACCCUGUCACUUGGUACACAAGUGUAAACCAGAGAGCUAGGUUUGGGCAGAGUACUUCAAUGUCUUAAUUUGAUGAUGGGCUUGCCAAUGUUUUCUACUAUAAUUUUAUUUAAAUUGAACAAAACCCAAGAUUCAUAAGAAAGCCCAUUUCACCACUAAUACAAUGGUAUGGCCAGCUUCAGUGUGUUUUCACUCUUACACUCUUAGCUUACCACCUCAUCAUUGCUACGCUAGCUUGCACACCCUGCUGUUAGACAGCAGUCCCAGGCCAGCCUCCUGUGUGCCUCUCCCGACCAAACAGAAAAGAAAGACCAAGAAUGGCAACAGUUACCAAUCGGUCCCCUCUCAUAGACAGUUGAAAUCACAGUAUUUUUAACUGUCUAUGGAGAUGCCAGUAUAGCCUUACCCUGUAUCAAAUGCACUAGUGAUUGGAUAUUUCGCAGUAGAUAUAAUCUACUGAAUCGUUUUCUACUCAACUUUUCAGGUAGGAAUGCAAAUGAGCUGAUAUUAUUUUUAAAGCUCCACUAUUUAUGUACAAUUAUAAUUACAAGGGUUUUUUAUCUUACUGUUGCUAUUCUAUAAAUGUGAUCACUCAGUUUCAAAAGUAAAAGAAAAAAAGCUCAACAUAGUCCAAGUUUUCAGAAAUCACAUUUGUACAAUUACCCUUUUCCUAUUAGAGCAUCAUGUAAAUAGGUUAAAAUAGUCUUGGCAGAAGCUAGACAGGUGGAACUCAGUGGAAUGACUUUCAGAGCCAGUGUGGUUGAAAAGCAAACGCCUAGCCUGCCUGUGGUUACAGGUUUUGUGCCUUGAACGUAAGUGGCCAGCAGAUGGCAGCAGCUUGUUGUUCGCACGGGGAACCACUUGGAGCCCCUCCCCCACUCGAGCAGCCUGAGAAACCGGUAGAGUGCUGCCUCUUUUCCCGUUAAUCCAGGAGAGGGAGUCCUUUGCCAACUGAUGGCCAGCAUCCCCAGUAUAGAAGCAUGGCACUGCUCUGUCCAGACCGCCUCUGGCCUUUGUUCUUUCUUUAUCUUGAAUAUACAUGGGAGCUAGAAGGUUGGAACUGAAGGCCUCCAAAAUUGGGAGAGACUAGAAAAAUUACUGCUCCUUGCAAUUGGUGGGUGCUUUCUGUUCACUUGAACUCAUCUUUGUGCUGUGAGGAAGUUUCUCUCCACCCUUGACAGUACAUCACAUUCUCUUCAAGAUCGUGAUAACAUCAUUAAUGUGAAUUUAAACAACGCAGCUUGUUAGAAAAUAUGCUAAUUGUUAUGUUCUCAUUAUGUUUGCUUAGCUUUUAUUUGUUUUUCUAUGAACAGUUAGAGAGCUAAUUUUUUGAAAGGUGAUUGUAAGUCAUAUUUUAUAUAGCAUUUUGCUUGAUCGUUUGCUCUGUACUGAAUUCGUACUCUGUUGCCAUUAGAUCUUACAAUAAUGUUCCACUCUGCAAAUUUUUAAGGUUCAAAUAAAGUUUAAUUGUUUGCAAACUGU